This is a messenger RNA of Bubalus bubalis (water buffalo), 4605 nucleotides long. It is a transcript of the gene COL25A1, whose product is annotated as collagen type XXV alpha 1 chain. The transcript is spliced from 35 exons. The record is from RefSeq and is a predicted model, not a curated record. The coding region runs from base 2117 to 4015 and encodes 632 amino acids. Lineage: Eukaryota; Metazoa; Chordata; Mammalia; Artiodactyla; Bovidae.
UUGGGUUUUAUACCCUAAUUUUUUUUAAAGUUGUGUCCUCCAUCAGCAAGGUUGUUGAAAUAUCUCUACCCUGCUUCACACCUAGUAAUGCUGUUGUUCAGUCAUUCAGUCCUGUCCAACUCUUUGCAAUCCCAUGGACUGUAACCCACCAAGCUCCUCUGUCCAUGGGUUUUCCCAGGCAAGAAUAUUGGAGUGUGUUGCCAUUUCCUUUUCCAAGGGAUCUUCCCCACCCAAGGAUGGAACUUUCGACUCCCAUUGGCAGGCAGGUUCUCUACCACUGAGCCAUCUGGGAAGCCCUUGUACCUAGCAAUACUUGUUUACAUUUAUGACAUAUCAGUUUACUAUUUUGUUGAUUGUUUACAAGAGUGAGCAACAAUUUGCCGAUUAAUCUUGAUUAAGAAGGAUAUGAAAAACAUGAUGUUGUAUUUCUCGUGGGGAGAAGGAGCUAAGAAGGAACUCUGGAGUAAGAGGUAGAAUUGUUUUUUUCUUUGAAGUCGAUUAGAUAUAGAAUGCUACUUGUUACCUACUUUCAAAAACCCCCCUGGAAACUUGUAAUUUGAUCCAGAGGGCUCAGCAGGAGGAGAGACAGGUAAAAGGAAAAGUUGACCUCAUUCUUCAGUCCUUUCAGAAAUUCUGAGAAAUGUGUGUAUCUCAACACUCCGUUCUUUAGUCCCACAAAACAGGGAAUCAGGAAAAUGCAUUAGCACCCUAGUACAGAUUAGGAGCACCGGGCGGAGAGGAGGCUCAACACCAGCAAGCCAGAAGGAAACUGGGGGAGGGGAGAGAGAAUCUCCCGAGUCGGAGACGGCAGUGCGGCCGUGGGAAGACAGGGAAGUGGGGAAAUGUACUUCAGGCGUCAGCCAGACACUCGGCCUCCAGGCAUGUGGGAAGGCGAGGGAGGAGGGAAGAAGGCUCUGCACCAAGUCGAGAUCGCCGGAGCUCCCGCCACUGCUUCCGAGGGAAGAUAUAGAGAGCUAGAGCUUUCUGCUUCCCCCUCUUCUCUCCUGGAGGCCAUUUCUCCACAUUUAACCGGGAUAAAAUGGGGGCACCGCGCCGAGUCAGAGCAAGCCAGGAUCGCCAUCCCCCAACUGCCGACCCUGCUUCGGCCCCCGGCCCAGGCGGGGCGAACUGGCCUUAGGGGACGCUGAAGUUACUCGGAGAAAGAGGGAGGGUUCGCCAAGCUGCUCUCCAAUCGCCUUGGCAGCUCCAGUUAUUUGCAUCUAUUAUGCUAAUGAAAGACCUCCGGCUCCGCUCCCACCCGAGCGGCCCGCCCCUCCGGGGCUCUCCCCGGUCCCGCCCACGGGCUGGGCGAAGGUGAAUAUAUUAUGCUAAUAAGGCGGGCCUCUGCCAGCCUCGGGAAGGGGGGCGCACUGCCACGGGAGCCGCGGGCUGGAGGCCGCUCGCCGAGAGUGGGUCGGGGGAGGGACGCCGCUCGUCGGAGCGCGCGCGCGCUCAUACACGAGCAUCCCGAAGGGUAUUUAAGGCUCGUACACGCCGGGCUGCGGAGAUACUUCGGGCGGCCGCGACUCGGGCCUCGCGACUCGCGUUUUCUCCUUGGGUAUUUCUUUCUCCUCUCUGCUCUUCCCCACUUGGCCACCCUUUUUGCACUGCGCUCUCGUGGUCUGUGUCAGCCUUUUUGCCUGGAACUGAAUCUAGGUGGGAAACGGAGAUAAAACACCGAAUAGGUAGAAAUAAGGGAAACUAACAGAGGCGCAACAGGUCCGGUGCUCUGUGGCAAGGGUCAGCGGCGGCCCCUCGCAGCGCCUCUGCCGCUGUCCCCUGGACCCCGCGCGGCCGCUCUCUUCAGAGGAGGUCCCCGUCCUCGGAGGAGCCAGGAGGGACACCGGGGGGUGGGUUUCAUUCUGGAUUUUACCUUAUCGCCAUCGGUCCGCGGACUGAGGGUGCUUUCCCCUCGCAGCUGGGAGGGGAGAAGAAAGCGGAGGAUGGUCCAGGUCUGCGGUUCUCGGCGCUGAUCCAUCCUUGCGCUCCGGCUCCGACUCCGCCAACUAGUUGUGCAGCUAUCGGACGAACUUUGCAGGAAUCAUCCUUUUUCUUUUAAGAUUAUUGGAAGUGCUAGAGGGUGGGAGGCGAAGCCGAGACAGCCGACCCCGCCACAAUGCUGGUGAAGAAGCAAGCAGGGAAAGGAGGGGGGCGGGAGCCGGGCUCAGAGGACCGGAGCCCAGCCGGGCAGCGUUGUGCCCGCCCCGUGUCGCCGUGCGCGGCCCUGGCGACCCUCCUGUCGGUGGUGGCCGUGAUGUCUUGUCUGUACCUGGGGGUGAAAACCAACGACCUCCAGGCGAGGAUCGCUGCCCUCGAGUCUGCCAAAGGAGACCCUUCCAUCCGUCUGCUGCCUGAUUGUGUGGAUCAGCUCAAAGCAAUGGUGCAAGAGAAAGUGGAGCGACUUCUGGCUCAGAAGUCCUAUGAACAUAUGGCUAAAAUAAGAAUCGCGAGAGAAGCACCUUCAGAAUGCAAUUGCCCGGCAGGUCCUCCAGGGAAACGAGGUAAGAGGGGCCGAAGAGGAGAAUCUGGUCCUCCUGGUCAGCCUGGUCCUCAGGGCCCUCCUGGUCCAAAAGGUGAUAAGGGAGAACAAGGUGAUCAGGGACCUCGGAUGGUGUUUCCUAAAAUCAAUCAUGGGUUUCUCUCUGCUGAUCAGCAGCUCAUUAAACGCCGCCUGAUUAAGGGUGACCAAGGUCAGGCUGGGCCGCCAGGCCCUCCAGGCCCACCGGGCCCAAGAGGGCCGCCUGGGGACACAGGGAAGGAUGGCCCUCGCGGAAUGCCAGGCAUGCCCGGUGAACCAGGGAAACCAGGAGAACAAGGCUUGAUGGGUCCUCUGGGACCUCCAGGACAAAAGGGUUCUGUUGGAGUACCUGGAAUUCCAGGGAUGAAUGGACAAAAGGGUGAACCCGGGUUACCUGGAGCAGUAGGACAGAAUGGAAUACCAGGGCUAAAGGGAGAACCUGGAGAACAAGGAGUAAAGGGAGAUGCUGGAGAGAAUGGCCCCAAAGGUGACACAGGCGAAAAGGGUGACCCAGGAUCAUCUGCUGCAGGAAUUAAGGGAGAACCCGGAGAAUCUGGUCGUCCAGGGCAAAAGGGUGAACCAGGGCUUCCUGGGCUUCCUGGACUUCCGGGGAUAAAGGGAGAACCAGGUUUCAUUGGUCCUCAGGGAGAACCAGGCUUACCAGGGUUACCAGGAACCAAGGGUGAACGUGGGGAGGCAGGGCCUCCUGGACGAGGGGAUCGAGGGGAGCCCGGAGCCCCUGGACCGAAGGGCAAACAAGGUGAAUCAGGAACUAGAGGCCCGAAAGGGUCAAAGGGCGAUCGUGGAGACAAGGGGGACUCUGGAGCCCUGGGACCAAGGGGUCCACCUGGUCAAAAGGGAGAUCCAGGAGCCACCGAGAUCAUAGACUACAAUGGCAACCUCCACGAAGCCUUGCAGAGGAUUACCACCUUAACAGUCACGGGUCCCCCUGGACCACCUGGACCUCAAGGACUACAAGGGCCAAAGGGAGAACCAGGAUCUCCAGGAGUCCCAGGAGUUGAUGGAGAGCAGGGACUCAAAGGCUCAAAGGGAGACAUGGGGGACCCAGGUAUGCCAGGUGAAAAAGGAGGAAUUGGACUUCCUGGACUACCGGGUGCCAAUGGAAUGAAAGGAGAAAAAGGAGACUCGGGAUUGCCAGGUCCUCAGGGCCCUUCUGUCAUAGGCCCACCAGGCCCACCAGGUCCCCAUGGCCCACCAGGCCCCAUGGGACCCCAUGGACUUCCUGGACCAAAGGGAGCAUCUGGCUUAGACGGAAAGCCAGGAUCCCGGGGUACAGAUGGCCCUAUGGGACCCCAUGGCCCUGCAGGUCCCAAAGGAGAAAGAGGUGAAAAAGGAGCUACGGGAGAGCCGGGACCCCGAGGGCCGUAUGGUCUGCCCGGGAAAGAUGGAGAGCCUGGUCUUGAUGGUUUCCCUGGUCCGCGAGGCGAGAAGGGUGACCUGGGAGAAAAGGGGGAAAAGGUGACCUCUCCAACCUAGCAUGUGCCUGCUUGAUUUUUCUGCUUCUGUCUGCUUUGCUGUUCAAGCUGUGUGAUUCUUUCUUACAUCUCAUCUUUCUCCAUCCUGUGCUCCAAAAAGACACUGAUGUCUGAUCUAAUGAACCAGGUCUUCACAGAGGAAUAAAGAAGGCUACACUGAAAGAAAUAAGGGCACUCAAUGUUAGUGUAAAAGAAAAGAAUUAUAAUCCCCCGAAAAUCAGGCUACAAUUUUUUGGACUACCUGACACCAAUUAGUUGAAAAACUGAAGUUUCCAGGAGGUGUCAAAAAUGAGAGGGGUAGGCAUUUAUUACAUUAAUAAUAUUAAAUAGCACAAAUCUGCAGCAGUCUUCUGGCAGAGCUCACCUAAGCCUAUAAAGCCAGCACCUCAUUUAUCUCCACAACAUUCCCGGUAGAGACAGGAUAUGUCCUGUAUCUUGAUUUUUUUAGUUGGAAAGUGGAAGACAAGCAUUGUUUCUGAGACCAUUACACAGGGACCAGGACUUGUUGCCUUCAAACACCGCAGACAUUUUAAAUGAAGAUAUUAGUGUAUUUUAUGAGACUGGUUUUUAGGUUCUAUCUCAAGAUAGAUA